ACAAACAUUCAGGUAAACACUGUGGCGCAGAGGACGCGUAAACAACCCUCGGUGUCCGUCACUCUCCUGGUUUAGAGGGAGCGGAUCAACUGACCUGUGGAGUCUGAUCAUGUGACAGAGUGGAGGCGUCGCUGAAAACAUUCACCCCUUCACCACACACACACACCACCAGGAACCGAUUUCACAAUAAAUGGAUAAGGAGACAAACACCCCGGGCCAACUCAACACCUCUCUCCUCACGUCGCAGUGAAAUGAGGGGAGCAUGGGGGCCAAAGAGUCGAGGAUAGGGUUCCUGUCGUAUGACGAGGCAGUCAAGAGAGUCACUGAUGUGGAAUUGAAACGGCUGAAGGAUGCCUUCAAGAGAACCAGCGGCCUCUCCUAUUACAUGACUCAACAGUGCUUCUACAGGGAAGUGCUUGGAGAUGGAGUUCCCCCGAAAGUUGCAGAGGUUAUUUACACCUCGUUUGGAGGCUCAUCUAAAGGACUACACUUCAACAAUGUGAUCGUGGGCCUGGUUCUUCUGACCAGAGGACGCGAUGAGGAGAAGGCCAAAUACCUCUUCAGCCUGUUUGCCAGUGAUCUGGGCGGAUACGCUGCCAGAGAAGAUAUAGAGGCAGUUCUGCAGGUCCUGGAUGGAGAAAUUCCCACCUCCCUCAAGAAAUGCUUCAGCGAGGGUGACAAGGUGAACUACGAGCGCUUCAAGAGCUGGUUGCUGCAGAACAAGGAGGCCUUCACUUUGUCCCGAUGGCUUCUCUCUGGAGGAGUGUGUGUCACACUCACUGAUGACAGCGACACACCCACCUUCUACCAGACCCUGGCUGGCGUCACACACCUGGAGGAGACGGACAUUAUAGACUUGGAGAAGCGCUACUGGCUGCUGAAAGCGCAGUCAAGAACUGGCCGCUUCGACUUGGAAACCUUUGUCCCACUGGUCUCUCCACCUAUCCAUGCCUCACUGAGUGAAGGCCUGUUUCACGCCUUUGAUGAGAAUCGGGACAAUCACAUCGACUUUAAAGAGAUCUCUUGUGGACUCUCAGCAUGCUGCAGGGGGCCCGUCGCUGAGAGGCAGAAAUUUUGCUUCAAAGUGUUCGAUGUGGAUCGUGAUGGGGUUCUGUCUCGAGAUGAACUCCAUGAAAUGGUGGUGGCUUUGCUGGAGGUGUGGAAGGACAAUCGCACAGACAUACUCCCUGAGCUGCACAGUAGCGUGUCAGACAUCGUUGAGGGUAUCCUGAAGAUGCAUGACACAACCAAGCUGGGUCACUUGACUCUGGAGGACUACCAGAUAUGGAGCGUAAAGAGCGCAUUGGCCAAUGAGUUUUUAAACCUUCUUUUCCAGGUUUGCCACAUAGUCCUGGGGCUCAGACCUGCCACUCCUGAAGAGGAGGGACAAAUUAUCAGAGGCUGGUUAGAGAGGGAGAGCAGACAUGGGCUGCAGCAAGGCCAGAACUGGUUCCUCAUCUCCAUGGUGUGGUGGCAGCAAUGGAAGGACUAUGUCAAAUACGGCAGUCCCUGCUGUUGUCUUCCUGUCCAGGAGCAUAAGGGCAUCGUGGUGGAGCAGCCAUCCAUCCUGAGCUCACUCCGAAGUCCGAUGGCCACGGCCACCAUAGAGCCUGCCCCUCCGGAUAGACUGGGAGGACUGGGAAACUUCAGCGCUGUCAGCCCCACUGAGGAGAGGUCACCUGAUGCUGUGUCCAGUGCCUCAGAGGCCACAGAGACUGCAGCCCUGAGCCCUUAUGUAGCUCCAUCUGCUACAGAGAGCUGUUUUGCCCGUCAGCACAACGUAUCAGACAACAACAAUCAGUGUUUUUCUGGAGCCAAUGGACAACUCCCCUCCCAGGUGGCAGCACAAAGACCUGGAGCUAUCGACAACCAGUCUCUGGUCACCACCGACCCAAUGAAGGCCCCCACGUUAACCAUGGAGGGUGGCAGGCUGAAGCGCUCCCGGCAGCUGGUGCCUGAUGGAGACUUUGAGACGGUGCCAGAGCCGGUGUGGCGGGCGCUCUACCACUGGUACGGUGCCAACCUCAGUCUGCCGCGUCCGGUUAUCCUGGAGAGCAAGACUGGCCACGCAGAGCUGGAGCUCUAUCCCCGCUACGUCCUCUUCCUCCGCCAGCAACCAGCAACGCGCUCCCCACAGUCCAACAUCUGGGUCAAUAUGGGUAUGACCAGCCUGCGAAUGUUCCCUCCACAUAUAAACCCCCCAAGAGCAGGUAAUGUUCCAUCCCCCAAUGCUCCUCUCAAGAGGGUGCUGGCCUACACGGGUUGCUUCAGCCGUAUGGCCACCAUCAAGGACAUCCACUUCUACCUGUCCCAGAGACUCCGCAUCAAGGAGGAGGACAUGCGACUGUGGCUCUACAACAGUGAGAACUAUCUCACCCUCCUGGAUGAUGAAGAUCACACACUAGAGAGUCUGAAGAUCCAUGACGAGCAGCAGCUAGUUAUAGAAGUCAGGAACAAAGAUAUGAGCUGGCCUGAGGAGAUGUCUUUCAUUGCUAACAGUAGUAAGAUGGACCGACACAAAGUUCCCACAGAGAAAGGAGCCACUGGUCUCAGUAACCUUGGCAACACCUGCUUCAUGAACUCCAGUAUCCAGUGUGUGAGCAACACCAAGCCACUCUCAGACUACUUCAUCUCAGGGAGACACCUCUAUGAGCUCAAUAGAACCAAUCCCAUUGGGAUGCGAGGUCACAUGGCCAAGUGUUACGGCGACCUGGUGAUGGAGCUGUGGAGCGGCACACAGAAGAAUGUGGCUCCCCUCAAACUCAGAUGGACAAUAGCAAAGUAUGCCCCACGGUUCAAUGGCUUCCAGCAGCAGGAUUCCCAGGAGCUGCUAGCCUUCCUGCUGGAUGGUCUACAUGAAGACCUAAACCGAGUCCAUGAGAAACCUUACGUGGAGCUGAAGGACAGUGAUGGUCGGCCUGACUGGGAAGUGGCCUCUGAGGCAUGGGAGAACCACCUGCGCAGGAACCGUUCCAUCGUGGUGGAUCUGUUCCACGGUCAGCUCAAGUCCCAGGUGAAAUGUAAGACCUGUGGCCACAUUAGCGCUCGCUUUGACCCUUUCAACUUCCUGUCACUACCCCUGCCCAUGGACAGCUCCAUGCAUCUGGAGAUCACAGUUAUUAAACUGGACGGCUCCACACCUGUGCGCUAUGGCCUGAGGUUGAAUAUGGAUGAAAAGUACACAGGACUAAAGAAACAGCUGAGUGAACUUUGCAGUCUGAAGCCGGAGCAGAUCCUUCUGGCUGAGGUCCACACCUCCAACAUCAAGAACUUCCCUCAGGACAACCAGAAGGUGCGUCUGUCAGUAAACGGCUUCCUGUGUGCGUUUGAGAUCCCGGUGCCAGGUUCACCAACGUCCCUGAGCUCGCCCACACUGACAGACAUCACCCCAGUGGCCAAUGGCUCAGCUGCUAAUGGGCACCUGGGCAAUAAGUCUAUCCUCAUCCCUAAUGGUGGGCCCAGCACUUUGGUGCCCUGCAGCCCUGACACGCCCCUCACCAGUGGAGUCGCCAACGGACACAUCACACCGUUGCAGGAAAGCCCGUUCAUUGGAUACAUCAUCGCCAUGCACAGGAAGAUGAUGCGCACGGAGCUGUACUUCCUGUCAUCUCAAAAGAAUCGGCCCAGUUUGUUCGGCAUGCCCCUCAUAGUUCCCUGCACUGUCCACACCAGUAAGAAAGACCUGUAUGACGCCGUCUGGAUCCAAGUCUCCCGUCUGGCCAGCCCACUCCCACCACAGGAAGCUAGUAACCAUGCCCAGGACUGUGAUGACAGUAUGGGCUACCAGUACCCCUUCACUUUGCGGGUCGUGGGUAAGGAUGGUAACUCGUGUGCCUGGUGUCCCUGGUACAGGUUCUGUCGAGGCUGUACAAUAGACUGCACAGAAGACAGAGCCUGUGUUGGGAAUGCUUAUAUUGCCGUGGACUGGGACCCCACUGCCCUGCACCUCCGCUACCAGACCUCCCAGGAGAGGAUCGUGGAGGAGCACUGCAGUGUGGCGCAGUCCCGUCGGGCCCAGGCUGAGCCCAUCAGUUUGGACAGCUGUCUGAAGGCCUUCACCAGUGAAGAGGAGCUUGGAGAGGAUGAGCUCUAUUACUGUUCCAAGUGCAAGAACCAUCGGCUAGCCACGAAAAAACUGGACCUCUGGAGGCUGCCACCUAUUCUGAUUGUCCACCUGAAGCGCUUCCAGUUUGUUAAUGGUCGCUGGAUCAAGUCCCAGAAGAUUGUCAAGUUCCCGCGGGGGAACUUUGACCCCAGCGCCUUCCUGGCUCCCAGAGACCUGGAGCAGCACUGCCUCCACUCACGUAGUGAGAGUGAGGAUCUACUGAGGGUCGGAGAAGACAACCUGUCCUCCAUCUCUGCUCCUGCUGGCUUCUGCAACCUCCCCAAAGCCUCCCCUGCCUCGAGCAGGAAGUCAGCUCCUUCUCUCAGCCGGACCAGCAGCCCCUCCAGUAGCCCAAAGAGCGGAGGGCGAAGGCCUGGCCGACUACGCCUGCCUCAGCUGGCCAGCAGACACCGCCUGUCUAACAGCAAGGAGAACCUGGAUGCAGUUGCAAAUCCGGAGGCUGAGCCUCGGGAGGAUGCUCCACAGGCAGACACAGAGGGGAGUGCAGUAGCAGGGGUGAUGGGCCUUCCUGGAUCAGCAGAAGCAAACGCAUCAGAGUCAGUGUGCAGUACUGAGGCAUCCAGCAGCCACUGUGAUGUGGUCUUGUUGAACGGUGAUACCAACGGGAUGAGCUCAGACUGCAGCACCGAGAGCAACAUGGAUGCCGACAACUCGCUGCUUCAGCACAGAGACAACAUGUGUCUGGACGACAUCUACAACCUCUAUGCAAUAUCAUGCCAUUCAGGAAUCAUGGGAGGAGGCCACUAUGUGACGUAUGCCAAAAACCCCAAUGAUAAGUGGUACUGCUACAACGACAGCAGUUGUAAGGAAGUGCCCUCGGAGGAAGUCGACACCGACUCAGCCUACAUUCUCUUCUACGAGCAGCAAGGUGUAAACUACUCCCAGUUCCUGCCAAAGAUCGAUGGCAAGAAGAUGGCCGACACCAGUAGCAUGGACGAAGACUUUGAGUCUGACUACAAGAAAUACUGUGUCCUCCAGUGAUGGCGCAUUGUCUUCGAUCAGCCAGCACUACGCCUGCUCUCUGCUGCCCCCUGCUGCUCUGGGCAGGAAGCACCAGACAUUCUGAUCAAUCUGAAGAAUUCUCACAAACUGCUAAUGACCAGAGUCAGACAGCUCUCUCUGUCUUUAGGGAUGCGUCGCAGCACUUUCUACACUUGAUCGCAAACAUGGUUUAGUGCAAAGGUUUGCCCAGACAACAUGGAAGCCCCGUUGAAAGCACUAAACUGGUGCACUUUGCUCAACCCCUGCUCCCCUUCCUUCCUCUCCUACUCCUCCUCCUCCUCCUCCUCCUCCUCACGUGAAAAACAUCCGCCAUAACAUGUAACAUAUACUCGCAUACUAACACAUCUCUGAAUGUAUGCCAGUAUGGCAAAGUCAUGAAGUGAUGUUGCUUUGUUAUUGUGCAUUUAUCAUUUGUGAUGUCAGAGUGGAGAAAAAGACAACUGGAGUCAACGUGUGAUCUGAGCCCGGAUAUCUUACCUGCAGAAGGAAAAUAGUAAGACUACGUAAUGCUUUCUAUUUGUAAAUGCACAGCCAAUGAUUGAAGACCCUUUUAAUGCCAAGUGUAAACAGAGCCCAAACCGUGUGCGUGGAUGUCACAUUUGGUACCACAAGUCAACAUGACGAUGGAAUUUGGUGUCUGGUAAACUUUUAAAAAAGUGGUUCUAGUAGUGAUUGUGUCUGAAAGGAAGAUUUAAGUCGUAUGCUACCUCAUUGCUUCUUGCAGCCGCUCAGCCACUUGUACCCUAAAAGUCUGACAGUAUUAAUAAUAUAAAAUGCGUCCUUCCUGUAGGAGACAUGGUACAAACAUUUCACCCCAACCCAAUAAAUCUGCCCCCCCUUAUGGGG
Molecule: messenger RNA, 5974 nt
Organism: Pleuronectes platessa (European plaice)
Lineage: Eukaryota; Metazoa; Chordata; Actinopteri; Pleuronectiformes; Pleuronectidae
Gene: usp32
Product: ubiquitin specific peptidase 32
Exons: 34
Coding region: 263-5107 (1614 amino acids)
Biological process (GO): protein deubiquitination
Cellular component (GO): Golgi apparatus
Molecular function (GO): cysteine-type deubiquitinase activity; calcium ion binding
Source: RefSeq, a predicted model, not a curated record